This is a messenger RNA of Delphinapterus leucas (beluga whale), 2822 nucleotides long. Lineage: Eukaryota; Metazoa; Chordata; Mammalia; Artiodactyla; Monodontidae. The record is from RefSeq and is a predicted model, not a curated record.
CCGGUUUUCCCAUGAGUGUUAAUGGUUUUUAAAAAGUAGGUCACAUUUAAAGUAGGUCACAUUUCGGAGGCGGACGUGCAGGGAAGGAGAUGAGUUUCAGCUGAGGCCAGGUGGCCUUCAACCAGGUGGGAGGAGGUGAGGGUCCCUGGGCAGGGAAGAAGAGCUGGGAUCUUUCCGCAUUUCCGGGCCCCGGGUGCAAGCUCUGCGGGAAAUCUCAGAGUCGAGCGCUCUCGGCCUGCGGACACCGAGACGGGCUGGCCAGGACCACCAGGGCGCGCGGGUCUGGGCGCCCCCUCCGCGAUCGGCGCAGGUGAGCCGGAGGGCCGCCGGGUGGCCGGAAGGAGACAACGGAGCGGCGAGGAGGAGGAAGGGACGGAGGAGCCGGGCUGGGCCGGUGCGGGAGACAGCGAGCAAGACCGCCACGGGGAGGAGACAGAGCGGCCGGCGCCGUUUAACGAGGCGCCGCUCUACGCCCGCUGGCAGCCUUCUAGGACCGGACCCGAGAGGACCGCCAUCAGCCCGCUCCCUCCGGGUCCCGGGCGUGGGCGAGGGGGUGCUGAAGAGGGAGCUCUCCCACUCCAUUAAUGUGUCUUAGAGCGGGAGGGGCCCUUUCCGAGGAUCUCUAGUCUCUCCAGCCACCACCCCCCCGAAAAUGGUGCGGCCUGGAAAGUCGCCUAGAGAAGGCGCGGAGGGGAUGGAAAAGACAACCAGCCGCGGCGGGCCGAGGGGCGAGAACGUCUGCUAACCGCUCGACUCCGGCGCACAGCUUGCAUGGGUUGGGCGCAAGCUCCAGCCGCCGAAACCGGGACGGUGAUGGCCUGGUUCUUCUCCUGCGCGUCUCCGAGAACUCCGGGGCGUGGGGUCAGAGGAGGGCGGACUCCCAGGCAUCCACCCCGCCCUGGCCGGCACCCGAACGCUCUGAGCCCGUCUCUCCUGAAGCCUGCGCAUUAGCACCGGAGUCUCUUUAAAGCAGUAGCGGGGGCCGCGGUCACGUGAGGCAAACUGUGCGUGACCGCGCCUGCGGGGGAUUUUGCUAUCCGUGCACCGGGACCGGGGGAGGAAGAACCAGCGGCUCCCCAUUACCUCCCCCUCCAUUUCCAUUUCGCGGACCCCUCAGGGACUCGUUUUGGGGUUUCCACUGACUUCUAAGAAGGACGCGUGCCCCUCUCUGACCCCAGCUCGGGCGGCCACCUGUCUUUGCCGCGGUGACCCUUCUCCCAUGACCCUGCGGUGCCUCGAGCCCUCCGGGAAUGGCGCGGAAGGGACGCAGAGCCAUUGGGGGACCUCGGGGUCGGCGGAGGAGCCGUCCCCGGAGGCGGCGCGUCUGGCGAAGGCCCUGCGGGAACUUAGUCACACAGGUUGGUACUGGGGAAGUAUGACUGUUAAUGAAGCCAAAGAGAAAUUAAAAGAGGCACCAGAAGGAACUUUCUUGAUUAGAGAUAGUUCGCAUUCAGACUACCUACUAACAAUAUCUGUUAAAACAUCAGCUGGACCAACUAAUCUUCGCAUCGAAUACCAAGAUGGGAAAUUUAGAUUGGACUCUAUCAUAUGUGUCAAGUCCAAGCUUAAACAAUUUGACAGUGUGGUUCAUCUGAUCGACUACUAUGUUCAGAUGUGCAAGGAUAAGCGGACGGGCCCAGAAGCCCCCCGGAACGGCACUGUUCACCUUUAUCUGACCAAACCGCUCUACACAUCAGCACCACCUCUGCAGCAUCUCUGUAGACUCACCAUUAACAAAUGUACCGGUACCAUCUGGGGACUGCCUUUACCAACAAGACUAAAAGAUUACUUGGAAGAAUAUAAAUUCCAGGUAUAAGUGUUUCUCUUUUUCUAAACAUGCCUCCUAUAGAGUAUCUCCGAAAGCAGCUAUGUAAAAAGAGAACCAAAACUUGAGUGACGGCUCUGGAUAACUACGCAGAAUUCUAAGAACAGCUGAAGUCAAUCUAAUUUAAAUGUGUGGAGGGGUAGCUAGGUAUUUAAAGUUCCCCCAGAUAUUUUCACCUGAGUGAUGCUUCCCUUCCUAAGGCUGACCAAGACCAGUUUAUCCUUUUAAGUUAAAAAUAAAACGUCCCAAGUAAAGGCUGAAGGAACAAUUUAUCAGAACUCUUUGCCUUUCUGAGGUUCCUGUUAGGUGGAAGGUGCCAGCACCGGCAGUAGAGAAGGAGCUCCACUUAGGAGUGCUGAAGAAGUGGAAGGAACCAAACUGACACAGGCUUAACUUCAAUUUUGUAUGCCUGGUGAUCAGAGUCUAUUUUAGGACAUUUGAUACUUUGCAUUCUGAUGUACUUAGGAGAUUUGUUAAACAGAUAUGCUUGUGAGUAUUUAUCCUUCAUUUUAUGCAAUUAACCAAAUCAACCAAAAAAAGUGACCAUGAAAUCCUGUAUUUGUCUUUUUACUACAUGUAUGAACUCUCUCAUGUGAAUGAGUACUGUAGUAAUCCAUUUCAAGGGAGCCUUAUUUCAGAAAUAUUUCAAACUGGUGCAAAUGGAAAAGACUUCUUUUCCUUUAAGGCUAAAGACAAGAAUGUCAUGCUAUACAGGUGCAACUCAAUCCCUGUUAAUAAAACCAUGUAGAUAGAGACAUUUUACCCUUUGAAGUAGCUGUGUCCCACAACCUGUUGCCAUUGAUUUUUCAGAAAUGGCUUUAGAAAUUUCCAAGUGGUCUAACCAAGGACAUUAGCAAUUGUCUCCCUUCUACCAUGUAGAAUACUCUGACUUAAUUUUCUUCCAGAUAUAGGGGGAUACCUGCCUGUUUUUCAAAGUGUUUAUUUACUGCUGUUACUAUUUGAUUAGAAUGUAUUAAAUAAAAAAACCUGACUUUCA